UUAUUUUUUUAUAAUUCAGAUGGACCAUUGACUUCAAAGAGUACAUAAAAAGAAGAAACGAGUAGUGGGACGCUAGCAGAAGACUACUUAAGAAGGCCGCGGCAUUAAUCUGCACGGAGAAGGGAGGCCUCCUCCGGCUCACGCAAAAUGGAGGCAGAAUUAGAACAGAGGAGAGAGUUGGAGGAAGAGGCAGCGGAAGGCGGCGGCGGUGGAGAGUUUGAUUUGCAACGAAGGCAGCCUCGGCAGCAUAACAAUGGCUCUACCACUACAGUUACCAUUAAUGUCAUGGGUACCAGUACUGCAAGUUUAUCCUCCUCCUCCGCAGAGUACAGUCUUGAAGCUGACUUGAUCUCUCAGCUUGCUGAAGAAGGUGAAUUCUCGUAUGAAUCUUUCGCAUUAACAAGUGGAGAGGUUAAUGUUAAUGAUUCCAUUAAUAAAUCUACUACUCCUGGAACUGGAACUGUUAUGGUGGAUAUCGCAACAGAAAGUUUCGGCAUUGAAACUAUUGACGAGCUAUUCAAGCCGACUGAUCCUCCACCUUCCAAUAAGAACUCAUCAAUUCAGGAGCAAAUUGCAGCUGAGACUUCUAUCGAUAUUGGAACAAUUGAACAGGAAGGGAGGGUUGGCAUUGAUAUCAGAGAGGAGAUUGAGGAGCAGAAAGAGACCAGAGAUUAUUUGUAUCUUGAAACGGUAUACAAGAAGCCGGCUACAUCUGAUUUCUACUGCCCCAACUGUCAGGCUUGCAUCGACAAGGUUCUUAUACGCAGUAGAUUAGAGGAGGAAGAAAUUAGGUGCCCAUCCUGCUUCGAAUUUCUAAAACCUCUAGCACAAUCCUGGCUUCCCAAGUGGCGAGGAACGCAACAGACACCGCAUCCCCAGAAGCCUCAUGUUCCGAUCGAUACCAUUAUACAAGGAAAUGAAGAGCCCACUGAUCAAUUGAAACCAGGUGAUACUUCUCAUCGAACACCAUCAUCGACAUCGAAAGCACGGACUCCCACUGCUGUAAAAGGGGAAAUCCCAGAAGGAAAUAAAGAGCCCACUUAUCAAUCCAAACCAGGUGAUACUUUUCAUGGAACAUCAUCAUCGACAUUGGAAGCACGGUCUCCCACUGCUGAAACAGGGGAAAUCCUAGAAGGAAAUAAAGAGCCCACUAAUCAAUUGAAACCAGGUGAUACCCUUCGCCCACCAUUACCAUUACCAGCACAAAGUACUCCCGAACAAGAUGGCACUAUAAAGUUGGAAAUCGUAAAAAGUUUGGUCUAUGGUGGUUUAACUGAAUCAAUCACAAGCUUAUCUGUUGUGACAUCUGCAGCCAGUGCUGCUGCUUCCACAUUGAGCAUUCUAGUCUUGGCAUUGGCAAACCUGAUUGGUGGACUUUUCAUCAUUGGUCAUAAUCUUAGGGAUUUGAAGAACGAACAAUCCAGAGUGACCUUGAAUGAAGCAGAGGAACGAGUGGAUCGGUACCUACAACUACUGGGGCAGAAAAAGAACUUCAUAAUUCAUGCCUCAGUUGCAGUAAUAUCAUUCCUUGUUUUUGGCUUGGUGCCUCCAGUGGUCUAUGGCUUCUCAUUUUAUAAGAGUGACAAUAGCUACCUUAAGCUCGCAGUAGUUGCGGCAGCUUCUCUUAUAUGCAUCACAAUACUUGCCAUUGCCAAGGCUUACAUCAAAAGGCCAACCAGGUGGUACAUGUAUUUGAGAACUGUAACGUACUACGUUUCGCUUGGGGUCGGGGCCUCUGGCAUUUCUUACUUGGCAGGUUACCUGUUCAAGUUACUCGCCGAUAAGCUAGGUUGGUUCGAGUCAAGUGCAGCUGUCACUCUGUCCCUUCCAGGGAUGAGUUCAGUGCCAUCUGCACAGGUAUCAUCCUAUUAAUAUCAUGGCAUCCAAACAUGACUUUUGUAGAUGCUUGUAGUGCCAAUCCAAGCACAUUGUCGAUGGCAGAGAUCUAAUUAUUAUCAUUAUUAGUCCGUUUUAAGUCCCACUCCUAUUCUAUUCUAUCUGUAUGAUGCGAAUCCUGAGUCAGAACUGCAUCGUAUUGAUGUCAUUGGACAAGAAGGUUUUGAAUAAUAUUAGCUUCAUUGCUGCUUCCAAUUCC
Juglans regia (Persian walnut) is the source of this 2095-nucleotide messenger RNA. Its product is annotated as membrane protein of ER body 2-like. Lineage: Eukaryota; Viridiplantae; Streptophyta; Magnoliopsida; Fagales; Juglandaceae. The transcript has 8 exons. The record is from RefSeq and is a predicted model, not a curated record. Bases 148 to 1872 code for a protein of 574 amino acids.